CUGUGUUGGUCACCCGGCGCCAUGAAGUGCGGCCGGCCUCUGGGUCUGCUCCUGCUCUUUGGGCUCGGUGCACCGUCGGCCCAGCUCUUCAUCCCGCCUGGCGGGGCGAAGCCGGCGCCCUCUCCCGAGAGCGUCGUCACCAUCGCCGUAACCGCCAGCGAGGUGGGCAUGGGAAGCCCGAGCAGCGCCACGCCUGCCACUACCUGGGCGGCGGUAACCGUUACCGAUGCCCCGACCACGCAACAGCUCCAGAUCGUGAUUGACAUGGACAGAGUGGCGGUGCAGGCCGGGGGGACGGCCGAGCCCAUGCGGCGCAUCAUCGAGGUCAGCGGUGGCGCCGACGCCAACCGCUCGGCAGUGACCGGAUUGCCGCCGCCCGCCAGGGAGGUGGAGGAGGUGUUGGUGAGGCUGACGCCGGCCACCGAGGAGACUCUUGGCACCAGCACGGCCAGCAGCACUACUUUCUCGCCAUCGGUGCUGGUGGAGGAACAGGUGCCGAGCAGCACACCCACGGCUGCUCCCAAGGGCGACCAACCGGAGCCCACUGGUGUGCUAGGCCAGGCUUGGCAGCAGCAGCUGGAGAAAGGCCCCCUCCAUGACGACGGGGCAUCGCCGACAAAGCGGGUGAAACAAUGGCACGACACCGAGGAGGAAGCCGAGCCUGAGAAACCUAAACGUGCAAACUCCAGUAGGAAAUCCAAACCCAACGGCCCUGACAAGAAGAAAACUCUCCUCAUCGCCGAGGAGGGGGAAGGCACUUUGCCGCCUCUCUCCAUCACCAAAACCUCACAAGUUUACCUCCUAAUAAAAGAAGUUGACGUGAACCCUAAGGAAUUCCAGAGGGAGACUGAGAUUCCUGUGAAGAUUCAGAUUCUUACUGCGGAUACAGCCACCAGCACCGAAACCAUCAUCACCCAAUCUACGGACACUACCGUUGCUUCCAUAGACUCUGAGGGCGAUGAAACAGUCAUUGACAUCAAUGACAAAAGCAUUCGCAUUGAGGAAAAAGUUGAGAAAACGAUAACUUCCAACCCAAAGUUCAAGGAAAUGUACGUUGAGCAACUGGUGGAUCACUUUAGUUUCAACGCCCACCGAAAGACUUUUCGUCAGCGGUAUCUUAUAACAGAUCAAUUUUGGUCAAAAAGCAUUGGACCAAUUUUCCUUUAUACUGGAAAUGAAGGUGAUAUAUGGGACUUCGCUAAAAACUGCGGUUUCAUCUCUGAACUAGCAGCAGAGCAGCAGGCUUUGGUCAUUUUUGCUGAACAUGUAAGUUUCCUCGUAGUCUUAAAACGAUACUAUGGCAAAUCCCUUCCUUUUGGCAAGAAAUCAUAUGAGAGAAUAAACAUCGAAUUUUUGACAGUAGAGCAAGCUAUAGCAGAUUAUAUUCUACUUAUUACAAAACUGAAAUCAGAGCUUGAUGCUGAAAACUGUCCUGUGAUUGCAUUUGGUGGCAGCUAUGGAGGAAUGUUAAGUGCAUAUAUUAGAAUUAAGUAUCCUAAUAUUGUGGAAGGUGCUCUGGCAUCAAGUGCGCCUGUCGUGUCUGCUGCAAAUAUUGGAGAUAGUCGGCAGUUUUUUCAUGAUGUCACUAUAGAUUUUGAGCGGGUUUCGCCUGAUUGUGUUUCAAAAAUCCGAGAAGCUUUCAAAGAACUGGAAAAGUAUAUACAGCAACAAGCAUGGAACAAAAUUGGCAAUGAACUAUCUUUGUGUAAGCCAUUGAAAUCAAAAAAAGAAGCUGAUCAUCUAUACGGAUGGGCACGAAAUGCUUUUACGUAUUUAGCGAUGUUUAACUACCCAUAUGAGACUGAAAUGGGAUUGCACUUUCCAGCAAACCCAGUGGAUGUUGCAUGCCAUUACAUUAUUCAGAAGAGUGAACUUAUUGGAGGCUUACUAUCUAUAUUAAAUAUGUUUUAUAACUCAACGGGGACAAAAAAAUGCUUUGAUAUCUACACUGAAUAUCAACAUUGUGCUGAUCCGACAGGUUGUGGCUUGGGCUCUGCAAGUCAAGCAUGGGAUUUCCAGGUUUGCACAGAGGUAAACCUACUGUAUGAAACCAACAAUGAGACCGAUAUGUUCCCAGUACUUCCCUUUACUGAAGGAAUGAGGAGGAGUUAUUGUCACAGUAAAUGGGGUGUAUAUCCCAAUACAGAAUGGCUAAAAAUCCAGUACUGGGGAGAAGAUUUUAAAGCCGCAAGCAAUAUAAUAUUUUCUAAUGGCGAGUUGGAUCCAUGGGCAAAUGGUGGUAUACUCAGAAAUAUGACCCCUUCUGUGGUUGCUUAUAUUAUAGAGGGAGGAGCACAUCAUCUUGACCUGAGAGCAUCUAAUCCAGCUGAUCCACAAUCAGUUACUAUAAUUCGUAAAAGGGAAUCAAGUAUCAUCAGUGAAUGGGUGAAAAAGUAUCAGCGUCAUUCUGUUUGACAAGUUAGAUGUGACAUCUGAUAACGUUGAACCA
Hypanus sabinus (Atlantic stingray) is the source of this 2449-nucleotide messenger RNA. It is a transcript of the gene dpp7, whose product is annotated as dipeptidyl-peptidase 7. Lineage: Eukaryota; Metazoa; Chordata; Chondrichthyes; Myliobatiformes; Dasyatidae. Gene Ontology annotation, cellular component: vesicle. The record is from RefSeq and is a predicted model, not a curated record. Gene Ontology annotation, biological process: proteolysis. Bases 22 to 2415 code for a protein of 797 amino acids. The transcript is spliced from 12 exons. Gene Ontology annotation, molecular function: serine-type exopeptidase activity; dipeptidyl-peptidase activity.